Sungouiella intermedia is the source of this 3621-nucleotide messenger RNA. Lineage: Eukaryota; Fungi; Ascomycota; Pichiomycetes; Serinales; Metschnikowiaceae. The record is from the annotation of a GenBank genome assembly.
AUGGACGGCUGGGCUGAGGUUGCUCGCGUACCUGCCACGGCGCGCAACAAUUCACCAGCCUUGGGCGAUAACCCUCAGAUAACAUCGCUACAGUUUGACCACACCACCAAUUUGUUAUGGUGUGGCGACUCGAUGGGCUAUACCAGCUCGCUCACUCCAACCCAAACGGAACCAGCUUCAUAUGGCCACGCAGCGCCCGUCCAAUUGUUCAGAUACACCAAGUUCCACGCGCUGGCCAAUUCUGCUCCGGUGAUUCAGCAUUUGAACCAUCAGAGGGGGAUCUUGUCACUUCUGAACUCGUCCAUUUGCUUCAACUCGCGUCGAGGCUUAUACCACACGCUAAUCGACGGGAAGCUGUCCACUUCGGCGUCGUCACUAUUCAAAAACCUCACGUGUAUGACCUUGGCUUAUUCAACGUCGAACGACUUGAUAGUGGGUGGGAAUUCGUCGUUGCUUCUGGUUGAUUUACAGAAACCAUCAGUGGUAUCUAAAUUCAAUCAUGAGGGUGAUAUCUCCUUCAUCAACUACUCUUCGAAGCUCUUGACUGUGGGUAAAUCUUCAGGCUCGUUGGAGAUAUUUGACCCACUAGCCAACCAAUCAGUCAAAUCCUUCAGCGGACACAGCGGCUUGCUUUCCGACUUGGACGUCAAGGGUAACUACGUAGCGACCUGUGGAUACUCAGUGCGCAAUCGUCGCUUUGGUUCGGCGAAUGCUUCAGUGGAGUAUAUGGUGGAUCCUCUAGUGAAUAUUUACGAUUUGAGAAUGAUGCGGGCUUUAUCCCCUGUUCCGUUCUCCGCAGGCGCCAGUUUCGUGAAAUUCCACCCCAAAUUACCCAACAUCAUAAUUGUGGCAUCGACCACAGGCCAAAUUCAGUUUGUCGACUUGUUUGACCAACUGGAAGUCCACUUGUACCAGGCGGACUUGGUCAGUGCAAAUCCUCCUAUGGGGUCUGUUUCUGCGCCACCGGCAUCAUACCUUUCUAAUCUUGACGUCAGCGAGAAUGGUGAAUUCCUCUGUUUUAGUGACGGGUUUCCCAACUUACACUUGUGGUCACUCAAUGCUUCAACGACCCCCCACUUUGUCAAUUUCCCUGCGGCCUUAGAUCGUCCAGAUGUGACGGCGCUGCCUCCAUCACUGGACCCCAUCGGCAUCGACGAUAAUGUGUCCUUGAACGUUAUAGGAAUGCCUUACUAUAAGGAGUUUUUGCUCUCAAAUUAUCCUACGGAUAUGGUGUUCACGAAAGAGCUGCUGAAAGCUCCGCAGCAAGUAAGUGCAACUCUUCUGGAGCUCAGCCAAUCUUUGCCAGGAAAGUUUUUACCAUAUGACAGACAAAAGUACGGGCCAAGAUAUGUUGACAACAACUACGAGCCAUUGAAGAUUAACACGCGUCAGAAACACGGCCAAAAGUCCACAAAGCAGAAUUUAAUACCGAAGUUCAUUAGUGAACGAAGUAUCACAUCCUCUCCCGGUCCCUCCACGCCUGUUCAACGACACGCAGAACUUGCGUCACCUUCGUUAUUGGGCACUCCAACAUUCCUGGACUUUAAUGACACCGACAAUGAGAUUGGAAACUCAUCCUUCCAUGACGGCAAUGCGCAGAACGAAACAAUCUUUCAGUUCAAGUCGCUGGUGGGAAAUCGUGUGCCUUCUUGUUACACUAGGCUUGAGAUUCAUUAUUCGAAGUUCGGAGUUGAUGAUUUUGACUUUGAAUACUACAACCAAUCAAAUGGCUUGUGUGCUGGUCUUGAAAACCACUUGGACAACUCAUACACUAAUUCAGUUCUUCAGGCUUAUCGUUAUAUUCCUAUCUUUUAUAAUACUGUCACUCAGAGUCUAUUGAAGGAGUGGUUACCAAAUAGCUCUGAAACCAUAAUAGAAGAGUCAUGUCCACAAGGUUCUUCCAUUUUGAAUGAGUUGGGUUAUUUGUUUGAUAUGAUGCACAACGCGGGGUCCAAAAAUGUGAGUAUUGCGAAUUUCUCGCUGAUUCUCAGUGAAAGCAAGCUUGCUCAAAUGCACGGUCUCAUUAAUCGUGAUGAUGGAAAAUCCUUGGAUGCUAAACAGCUACAGAAUUUGGUUAUAACGUUCAACAAAUUCCUUGUCGAAUCGGUAAUCAAUGAUUAUGCAUCACAGUUCAGGGUAAAUGUACAAGAUUUGACAUCUAUGCAUUAUGAAUUGGAGUUUUCAACCACUUCUGGCGAGUUUCUUGAUAGAAAGUAUGGCAACCUGGCCACACUUGAUUUGGUAUCUCCUCCUAACAAUGUUUUAAACAAGGUCAAUAUUCUUGUGAACCAAAACAGAUUCAACAAUUCUCAGCACAUGGCCAAGAAGAACCACACACUUCUAACAUAUCUUGAAUAUUCGCUUAACCAGUUCAGGGUAUUGCCUCCAUCUUCUAAGACUCCAUAUCCUGUUGAAGUUAAGCAAUCUAUACUAAAGUUGGGUCCAGUGUUGCUGAUAAACUUACCGUUUUCUGACCAGGAGUAUUCCGUUAUCAAGUCUUGUAAGAAAUGGUUAGUGCCCGAGUUCUACACAACUACUGGUAACAACAAGAAGUUGGGUUUCAAGCCUGUGAUCACACUAUUGAACCAACAGGCACAAAAGUACGAGCUCCAGGCUUAUGUUUGUGAGAUAAAUCACAGCUCUGUGUCCGCACCUGGAAACCAUAACCUUAUAUCUUACGUGAAGAUUCGAUCACCAGCACUGAGAAAGGACCAAUGGUUUUUGUUCAACGACUUCUUGGUGAUGCCAAUACCCGAGGAAGAAGUGUUUAACAUAAGUCCAAGCUGGAAGAAGCCUCUUGUGCUCAUUUAUCACAACGUCGAGGACCCUCGCAACCAAAAGUUUUCAUAUUUUGAGGAAUCGACCUUCCGUAAACUUGCUGGUUUAGAUGAUUCCAUAUUGUACAGAGAUCACUUUGCAUGCGGCGUUAGGGAAGGGUUCAAGAGGGAGUACGAGCUUCUUACCAAGAAAGAGGCACCUCAAUGCGGAUCUUUAGUUGCAAUCGACGCAGAAUUCGUAUCUUUGCGACCCGAAAUUGUGGAGGUCAGUUAUACCGGCGUACGCAAUUUGAUCAGACCAACCGCACUUUCUCUUGCCCGAAUCUCUGCUGUAAGAGGAGAUGCGGGCCCCAAGAAUGGGGUUCCAUUCAUUGAUGACUACAUUGUUCACACGAAACCAAUUUACGACUACUUGACGACCUUCUCUGGCAUUGAGCCCGGAGACCUUGAUCCGCAAAAAUCAACAAAAACAUUAGUCACGUUGCAAACAGCAUACCGGAGACUCUGGUUGUUGUUGAAUAUGGGAUGUGUAUUUGUGGGGCACGGACUUCGAAGCGAUUUCCGAUGCAUCAAUUUGCAAGUGCCUAAAUCUCAAAUCCGCGAUACCAUUGAAUUCUAUUACUUGCCAGAUUUCCGGCGUAAGUUGAGUCUCAAGUUCUUAGCGUACAUUGUUUUAAAGGAAGCGGUGCAGACGAGAAAUCAUGACUCCAUUGAAGAUGCUAACACAGCACUUCGAUUAUAUGAGAAGUACAUGGAGCUUCUGGCAGUAGGAGAGUUCGACACCGAGUUGAACCGUAUAUAUAGCGAGGGCCAACAACUUCGGUUCCGAGUUCCGGAUCUGUAG